ACCUGGCGGUACCUGUCAAGUGUUUUGUCUAAAAAUUCGUCCAGCAUGGAAUCGAGUUAUAACAAGUCGUAAAUUAGUGCCGGUAUUGUUUAAUGUACAAAAUAAAAUCACCAGCUAACCCGUUUCGUAAUUUGGAAAAUAAUAAAUUCAACAAUGGGCUCGUAUUUAUCACAACCGGUCACCGAGAAAGAGUCCACCGAUGAUUCCAACGGCAAAUUAACUUAUGGGGCAAGUUCCAUGCAAGGCUGGCGUAUCACCCAAGAGGAUGCACAUAACUGUAUCUUGGACUAUGACGAAGACACCUCGUUUUUCGCUGUUUAUGACGGACAUGGGGGCCAAGAAGUGGCCCAGUACUGUUCGGAUAAGCUGCCAGACUUCAUCAAAAACACACCAGAAUACAAAGAGGGAAACAUCGAGGAGGCACUCGUUUCAGGGUUCUUAAGGUUUGACGCGCUGAUCGCCACGCCAGAAGUUGUGGAAGAACUGAAAAAAAUUGCCGAUGAUAGGGACGAUAACGAGAGUGAUGAAGAAGAAAACGUUAAUAAUUUAUAUGAAGAGGCGGCUAUGCCUAUUGAGCAAGUUAUCGAAAAGUAUACCUCAAAUUCAUCUAAUCCUGCAGUGAAAAGUUUAAAAAAGGACAUAAACUCGCCCUUUUUAAAGGCGAAAAAAGACAGUGACCCUACAGUAGGCACCUCGUCGGCGAGCUCCUGCUCGAGCUCCACGAGUCAAAGUGGGGAUGGCGUCAGCAGCUCCAGCGAGGCAGGCCUAAGUGAUAAGACAGAGGAGAAACCAGAAACUAACGGUCCUGGCGAAGUUUCCGACGAUAAACCCAACAGUUCGGACAUUAAAGAUGAAGUUGGGUCCACGAAAGGCGAACUUCCAACGCAAAACGGUGAAAUUGCGCCUUCAGACUCCGAAGCUCAGGCUAAGAGUGACGUCACGAGUUCAUCAACACCUGUUGAAAAUGGCACACCAUCUAAAAAGGGUAAAGGAAAAGCAGUCAUUAAACCAGAACCUGUAAAAACACCAACAAACACAAGACCAAAAAGAACUGCACAACAGUUGUAUAAAAACUGGUUAAAUUCGGGAGAGGAAGAGAGUGACAGUAGUGACGAAGAAGACCAGACGUUCGAGGGUCCCAAUGAGGAGAGUUCAGAAGAGGAUACAGAGGGCGUUAACGUCGCAAUAGACGCAGAAGGGUCCGAAGAAGAGAGUUCCGAAGAAGAGGAAGAAGACGAAGAGGACGACGAGGAGCUUGAUGAAGAUGAAGUAAAAGGAAUAGCCUUUAAAGAAGAACCAGGGUCUGACAGUGGCUGUACGGCAGUUGUGGCUUUGCUAAAAGGCAAUAAACUGUACGUAGCCAACGCUGGGGAUUCCCGAUGUAUAGUUUGUCGAAAUGGAAAAGCAGUAGAGAUGAGUAUAGACCACAAACCGGAAGAUGAGCCAGAAACACAGAGGAUACUCAAAGCUGGCGGCGAAGUAACAUGGGAAGGCCGUGUCAAUGGUGGGCUAAACUUAUCACGGGCCAUCGGCGACCACGCGUAUAAACAAAACAAAGAACUAUCAGAUCGGGAACAAAUGAUCACAGCUUUGCCAGACAUCAAGACCUUGACGAUAGAUCCAAACGAAGACGAGUUUAUGGUUCUUGCGUGCGAUGGAAUCUGGAAUUCCAUGUCAAACGAAGAGGUUGUGGAGUUCGUCAGACCACGUAUACAAGACAGUACAAAGAAAUUAUCCCAAAUUUGCGAAGAGAUGUUGGACCACUGUUUAGCACCGGACACGUUUAUUGACGGUGCCGGAGGUGACAACAUGACCGCUAUUAUCGUAAAUUUCAAAACAAACCUUAAAAGACCAGUUUCGCCUUCCCAGACGGAAGGAAACGAAGCAAAACGAGCAAAGAGUGAAGCCGAAAGUGAAGCGCAAGUUGAUACAACAGUUUAAAUUUCUUUAUACACAUUAGAUUUUUUUAAUAUCUUCUGUUCAAUGAAAGGUGACAAGAUCAUUAUCAGUUUUAUGCUCUAUUGUAUACUUUUUUGUUAUCAAACACCAUGGUGUAGGUGCCUUCUGUUAAAAUGAGCACUGUGGUGGUAAUAUUUCAUAGAUUUGUAUAAUACAGCUGUAUUUUAAUAUUAUGUAACGUUAAUUUUAAUCCCGAGAAGUCAGCAUUUUUUAACUUGUUCUGUCUGGGGAUUUGGCGGUUGUAAGCCUCUGAAUUGUGUAUUCUGUAGUCUAAUUUAUCGGUAAGAUUUUGUGUAUUUAUUUUUCAUUGCGAUUCAGUUCAUCGGACCCAAUAAAACAAUGUUAUUUCAAACGUAAUUAUUUAAUGUAUGUUUUCAUAUCCGCUACGUUGGCUAGUAAAUACCGACUUUAAGCCAAGACAAAUUGAAGAUUUUUAGAAAGACUGAAACAAUUCCAUUUGCAGUUUUUUGUUUUGAUAUUUAUUUUUGUAAAUGGUUUUUAAUGCGGAGGUUUCUCACUUUAGGGACUAUAUUAAAAAGUAAAUAAAAGCUGUAUCAAAUAAACAACACUUUAUUUUUUAUUAGAGUACAUAGUUUAUCAAAGAUCUGUGAGAAACAAUACAACAAAAACUGUUACUCAAUUAGUUUCUUCUUUUGUAAUUUAAUAAAGUACAAUAAAUAACCUA
Tribolium madens (black flour beetle) is the source of this 2644-nucleotide messenger RNA. Its product is annotated as probable protein phosphatase 2C 21. Gene Ontology annotation, molecular function: protein serine/threonine phosphatase activity; cation binding. The transcript has 6 exons. The record is from RefSeq and is a predicted model, not a curated record. The coding region runs from base 154 to 1941 and encodes 595 amino acids. Gene Ontology annotation, biological process: protein dephosphorylation. Lineage: Eukaryota; Metazoa; Arthropoda; Insecta; Coleoptera; Tenebrionidae.